AUGCCACAGCCUGAGCCCAGUUCUUCCCCUCAGAGUGGUGCCACAGACCCCAGACCGAGCCUCGCCAUAGGCCGGCCGCUGCUCUGGGCGCUGCUGCUGCUCCUCCCGGCCGGGAUCUUCGCCCGCGGCUGCCCGGCCGACUGCCAGUGCAACCAGCCCCAGACGGUCUUCUGCAUCGGCCGCAGGAUCCACGCCAUCCCGCCGGGGCUGCCGCAGGACACGACCAGCCUGUACAUGUUUGAGAAUGGCAUCCGCUCCCUGAGCAGGGACAGCUUCCUGGGGCUGCCGGCCCUCCAGCUCCUGGACCUCUCCCAGAACCUGCUCUCCAGCCUUCCGCAGAACGUCUUCCAGCCGCUGACGGGCAUCUACAACCUCGACCUGUCCUCCAACCAGCUGCGCGAGAUCAGCAACGAGAGCUUCCACGGGCUGCGCUGGCUGGAACGCCUCUACCUGGACCACAACAGGCUCGAGUUCAUCCACCCGGCGGCCUUUGACACGCUGGAGCACCUGCUGGAGCUGAAGCUGCAGGACAACCGGCUGCAGGCCAUGCCGCCCCUCCGCCUGCCCACGCUCCUGCUGCUCGACAUCAGCCGCAACGGGAUCGCCGCCCUCGAGCCGGCCGCCUUCCACGUCCGCAACCUGGAAUCGCUGAAGAUCGCUGGGCUGGGCCUCAGGAGCCUGCCGGAGCAGCUCCUGCAGGACCUCCAGAACCUGCACGAGCUGGACCUUUCAGACAACCUCCUGGCCGCGGUGCCGGGCGCACUCAAGCGGCUGCACGGCCUGACCAAGCUGAGCCUGGCGGGGAACGCCCAGAUCGCCCAGCUCCACCUCGAGGACUUCCGUGAGCUCCGCAGCCUGCAGGAGCUGGACAUCAGCAACCUCAACCUCAACGGCCUCCCCCGGGAUUUCUUCAGCGCCUUUCCCAGGCUGCGAGGCGUCACAGCGGCCGAGAACCCCUUCAACUGCGUCUGCCAGAUGAGCUGGUUCAUCAGCUGGGCGAGCUCCAGCGGGGCCUCCCUGCGCCGCCCCGAGGAGACCCGGUGCCACUUCCCCCCCAAGAACGCAGGCCGGCUGCUCCAGGCCCUGGAGUACGUGGACUUUGGGUGCCCCACCACCACCACCACCACGCGGCCCACCACCACCCUGAAGGCCACCAGCCCCAAGCUGCCCCCCGCCCUCCCGAGCGUUGGGCGGGUCCCCGUGGAGCCUGGCACCGGCGGCACCACCCCCGGGGCCAGCAGCCCCCCGCCGACGCCGGACACCGCCCUGCACGACCAGCCGAGCCCAGAGGGGGGGCACCUGUGCCCCCCGCACACCUGCCUCAACGGGGGCGCCUGCCGGCUGGACCCCCUCAACCAUGUGGAAUGCGUCUGCCCGGGGGGCUUCACGGGCCCAUACUGCGAGACCGGGGCGCAGGCGACCACCCCGCCGGCGGCCCCCACCCUGGCCCCCACCCGGCCCGCGGGCAUCACCAUCCAGCACGUGGGCACCACCUCUCUCCGCGUGGGCCUGCAGAACUACAUCCGGGCCCGGACGCAGCUGAAGGGCCUCCGCCUGACGUACCGCAACCUCUCCGGGCCGGACAAGCGCCCCGUCACCCUCAGCCUGCCCGCCUCGCUGCCCGACUACACCGUGCGAGCCCUGAAGCCCAACUGCUCCUACCACCUCUGCGUCGGGCCGCUGGGGGGCCAGCCCCACAGCGAGGACCAGUGCGUGGAGGCACGCACCCUGCCGCUCACCCACCAGCAGCACGCGCCCGUCACGCAGGGCAAGGACGCCGGCCUGACGCUGGCCCUGGUGCCCGCCCUGGCCGCCGUCCUGCUGCUGGUGGCCGCCGCCGCGGCCCUCUCCUACUUUGUGAGGCAGAGGCGGCGGCGGCGGGGGCAGAAGGCCCCCACGGCCCCGGGGGCCAGCGGCGUGGGCCCCCUGGAGCUGGAGGGGGUCAAGGCCGGUCUGGAGAAGGCGGAGCCGACCGGCCCCGGGCACAAGGCAGGGGCUGCGCCCAACGGCCUGGAAUACGAGGUGCCCCUCAUGCCGCCACCGCCACAGGCAAGCUCCGCCGCCACGCCACGGACCCCAGGGCCGUCCUACUUCUAGGCCAGGCAGGGGCCCCGAUCCAGAGGCUGGUUCCCGGGCUUAGCACUGAGGAAAGCCCUCCAGGGACACGCACGUAGGGCCUCUCUGGCAGGCAGCUGCCACGGGACUGAGCGCCCGCUUAGCGUGGCUGCCACAGGGGCCAAUCCAGCAGCUGCUACCGAGGGAAGCAUCUCCGCUGGGCCCUGAGGAACACCUGUGCAGGCCGCCGGGCCCAUGGUGGCCACGUGCACAUUAUGAAGGACAGACCAGGAACCUCCCGUCGGCGAGAGGCCGGGAGCCCGGGGGCACAGGGGAUGGGGGAAACAGCUGCCUGGACACGCUCAUAGGAAGCAAAGCUCUCGGACGUGCUCGAGAAUAUUUAUAAUACAGGACUAUUUCCCAUUUCUUCUGGGAAAUCUCUUUUCUAACAACGAAUGCCGUACUUUUUGUAAAAAGACUAUACAUGUUUUUGUACAAAAAUAAAGAGCGUUUGUACAGCG
Varanus komodoensis (Komodo dragon) is the source of this 2576-nucleotide messenger RNA. It is a transcript of the gene VASN, whose product is annotated as vasorin. The record is from RefSeq and is a predicted model, not a curated record. Lineage: Eukaryota; Metazoa; Chordata; Lepidosauria; Squamata; Varanidae. Gene Ontology annotation, molecular function: protein binding. Gene Ontology annotation, cellular component: plasma membrane.